AGUCCAGCUUCGAUCCGAGCAAAUGUUUGCUUUGACAUUUCUCAGUCACAGUCAGAAGAAUAAGCAAGCGGAAUAAAAAUUUAUCAUAAAUAGCAAGCUGAGCAGAAUAAAAGCAAAAAGUAAGAAAUUCAUCAAAACCAGUAUCAAAACUCGGUUCAAAAGCCGUGAUUCCUAAGCGAAAAUGUGUUUCACAAUCGACCAAAUUGAGCGAGCGUGUGGAUUAUUGGUGCUGACCGAGUUCAACACAUUCGUUUACUGCUGCAAAAGUUGUCAUUGUGAAUUUGAGUCUGGAUCUAAUUUAGAAGUGCACAUUUUGUCAGAGCAUCAAGACGAUAAAGGAGCUAUCUUUGUGAACGGUGACGUUUGGACGGAUAAUUGUAGCAUUGAGCCAACGCCGAUCGACUGUGUAGCAACAAAUGCAAAACUUGGGCAAUUUGGACUAGACGCUGAACAGUCAAUUGAACGAAAUGUGGUUGAAUUGUAUGUAGAUUAUGCCAAACCGCUUCCAAUUUUGCUGGUGAAUGAGAAUUUCGACGAUGACAUCAAUGGCAUUGAGACAAAUAUAGCCAAAGAUGAACCGGCGCCAGAGGAAUCACCGCUGGGAACAGUGAAUUCGGAAGAAAAUUUUUGGCAUGAUUCAUUGGGAAUUGGAAACAAAGAAGCAAACGUAUCAAUUCAUCACGGGCAAUCACGAGUAAAAGUGGCUUCGGAAUGGAAGAAUGUUUCGGUGGAAAAUGAAUUAAUCGAAAUUGUUGGCCACGGUUCAUUGCAAAGAGCAGACGAAGUAUCAAUUGUACAAAAACGACCACGAGGUCGUCCACCGGGACUGAAAAGAAAGGAAAUUGAAGAAAAACCAUGCAAACCAAGAGGUCAUCCAGCCGGAACGAAAAAUAAGCAAACCAUCAUCAAUGAAGCAACCAAAGCAAUGACUCCGAAAUGGUCAUUUGGAGGACCACGUGGACCAAUGAAUUCCAACACGUUAGAAAUUAGUAAUGAAAGAUUUUAUUGUGAUAUGUGCCCUGACUUAUCAUUCAAACACAAAUCGAGUAUGUUGAAACACAUGACUCGCCGUCAUAUACGUAAAGAUAUUGCAGAAAAGCUGAAGCAAUGUGAAAUCUGUCACAAAUUUCCACGAAUCAGCUAUGAGCAUCACAUGAAAAUGAAGCACUCGGAACUUCGAUUCAAAUGCGACAUUUGCGAUGCAGUUUUUAGACACAACACAUCUCGAGUCAUUCAUAUGCGAAAACACACCGGCGAAAAGCCGUUUAUCUGCUCCAUCUGCGGCAAAGCAUUCGCUUCAAAUUCGAGACGUUUCUUCCAUGAAAAAUCCAUGCAUAGGACGACGAAUAAGGAAACCAACAUCAAUGAAGCGAUCAAAGCAAUGACUCCAAAAAGGCCAGUUGGACGCCCGCGUGGACCAAUGAAACCCAACAAGUUAGAAAAUAGUAACGAGCGGUUUUAUUGUGAUAUGUGCCCUGACUUAUCAUUCAAACAGAAACAGGGUUUAUUGAGACACAUGACUCGCCGUCAUAUACGUAAAGAUAUUGCAGAGAAGAUGAAGCAAUGUGAAAUCUGUCACAAAUUUCCACGAAUUAGCUAUGAGCAUCACAUGAAAAUAAAGCACUCGGAACUGCGAUUCAAAUGCGACAUUUGCGAUGCUGAGUUCAAGCACAAAAUGACACAAAAAAUUCAUAUGCGAAAACAUUCUGGAGAGAAGCCGUUCAUGUGCACAAGCUGCGGCAAGGCCUUCUAUUCAAAGUCAAGUUGUUACGCACAUGAAAUUGUUGUACACAGUAAAGUCAAAAGGCAUCAAUGCACAUACUGCGAUCGAUCGUAUUCUCAACGGACGCUUCUUCAAAAUCAUAUAAAUGCAGCCCAUACAAAGGAACGACCGUAUGUGUGUGACAUUUGUAACAAGGAUUUUGCUUCACGCAAAUCAUUGAACAUUCACAAAGCAACGCACGAAGAACCGAAACAAAAGUGCCGAUACUGUGACAAAAUGUUCAUAGCGAAGGCAAGCCGAUGGCGACACGAAAUGGUCUAUCAUAGGAAAGUAGUUAUGGUUGAUGGUAAAUUUAUGAACAUGUACAAGAAGAGUCAUCGAAUGAAGAUGGAAAUGCUUACGAAAAAAGAUCAGGGAUAAGAAGAGGAAAUUAGAUAAAGAUGAUAUUGCUCAUGAGCCGAGAUGACAAUGAUGAAUUCGGCAAAGAGAUCAUGGAAAUUUCUUCAUUUCGUUUAUGAAUUUAUUGAGAAAUUGAAAAAAAGUUCAUCUUUAGUUUGGAUUAGUGCUUAAUACCUAACUAGGUACGAUUUAGUUAAGAAGAAAUUUUUAUUCAUUAGAAAAAUGUGUAGAAAAAAUAAAAAUGUAAAUACCAAUGAUAACGUGGAAAAAUGCCUAUUUCUUAAUCAAAUAUUUCAAUGAAUAAAAUUCAAUAAAUUUCAAUAAAAAUUAAA
Sitodiplosis mosellana (orange wheat blossom midge) is the source of this 2454-nucleotide messenger RNA. RefSeq names its product zinc finger protein ZFP2-like. The transcript has a single exon. Gene Ontology annotation, biological process: regulation of transcription by RNA polymerase II. Gene Ontology annotation, molecular function: RNA polymerase II transcription regulatory region sequence-specific DNA binding; DNA-binding transcription factor activity, RNA polymerase II-specific. The coding region runs from base 182 to 2143 and encodes 653 amino acids. Gene Ontology annotation, cellular component: nucleus. NCBI's taxonomy places the organism in Eukaryota, Metazoa, Arthropoda, Insecta, Diptera, Cecidomyiidae. The record is from RefSeq and is a predicted model, not a curated record.